CGGCUUCGGGCUCGCCGACCUCCACAUCCUGGAGCUCUGUGACCACGACGAGGGAUUGGGCUGCGCCGCGGGAGAGGAAGUGUUAUGAUGAGUGCGGAUCUUGACGCUGCUCGUGGGCCGGAUCUUGCGGCCGUCUUUGUACCACGCCCCAGGGACAUUCUCCAGAGACACCUCACACAUGAAGACAGCGUUCUGGUCCUCCUGGAUGGAAAGGUCCUCCAGGGCGUGCACUACCUCCAACGUGUGCUCUGUGAGAGAGGGAAAGAUGACUACAAGUUGGCGGCGACCUCCGAGAAGCCGACCUCCAAGAAGGCGAAGAAGGAGAAAGGGAAAAGGGAUAUGGAGGAGCUGAAGAAAGAAGUCGACCUGGAUGAUCACAAGUUAACCCUGGAUGAGCUCCACAGAAAAUAUGGAACCGACCUCGCCAGGGGUCUUUCCAACACCAGAGCCAAGGAGAUCCUGCUCAGAGACGGCCCCAACGCCCUCACGCCCCCCCCCACGACGCCCGAAUGGGUCAAGUUCUGCAGACAGCUGUUUAGCGGGUUCUCCAUGCUGCUGUGGAUUGGUGCCAUCCUCUGCUUCCUGGCUUACGGUAUCCAGGCUGCCUCAGAAGACGAACCGGCCAAUGAUAACCUGUACCUGGGCGUCGUGCUCUCCGCCGUCGUCAUCAUCACCGGCUGCUUCUCCUACUACCAAGAGGCCAAGAGCUCCAAGAUCAUGGACUCCUUCAAGAAACUGGUCCCACAGCAAGCCCUGGUCGUCCGCGACGGCGAGAAGAAGAGCAUCAACGCCGAGGAGGUGGUGGUCGGAGACCUGGUGGAGGUGAAGGGUGGAGACCGGAUCCCCGCUGACUUGCGAGUCAUCUCUGCUCACGGCUGCAAGGUGGACAACUCCUCCCUGACCGGUGAAUCCGAGCCUCAGAGUCGUACUCCGGACUUCACCAACGACAACCCGCUGGAGACCAGGAACAUCGCCUUCUUCUCCACCAACUGCGUCGAAGGGACCGCCAGAGGAGUCGUCAUCAACACCGGAGACAACACGGUCAUGGGCCGCAUCGCCAGCCUGGCGUCCAGUUUGGACGGCGGCAAAACCCCCAUCGCCAAGGAGAUCGAGCACUUCAUCCACAUCAUCACCGGCGUGGCCGUCUUCCUGGGCGUGUCCUUCUUCGUCCUCUCGCUCAUCCUCGGGUAUGGCUGGCUGGAGGCCGUCAUCUUCCUCAUCGGCAUCAUCGUGGCCAACGUGCCGGAAGGUCUCCUCGCCACCGUCACCGUGUGUCUGACGCUGACCGCCAAGCGCAUGGCGAAGAAGAACUGCCUGGUGAAGAACCUGGAGGCCGUCGAGACCCUGGGCUCCACCUCCACCAUCUGCUCCGACAAGACCGGCACGCUGACCCAGAACCGGAUGACCGUGGCCCACAUGUGGUUCGACAACCAGAUCCACGAGGCCGACACCACGGAGAACCAGAGCGGCGCCUCCUUCGACAAGAGCUCCGCCACCUGGGGCGCCCUGUCCAGGAUCGCCGGCCUCUGCAACCGCGCCGUGUUCCUGGCCGAGCAGUCCAACGUGCCCAUCCUGAAGAGAGACGUCGCCGGUGACGCCUCCGAAGCUGCCUUGCUCAAGUGCAUCGAGCUGUGCUGCGGACCUGUCGGCAACAUAAGAGACAAAUACGACAAGCUCUCUGAGAUCCCCUUCAACUCCACCAACAAAUAUCAGCUCUCCAUCCACAAGAACACAACUCCCGGAGAGACCAAGCACCUGCUGGUGAUGAAGGGCGCCCCGGAGAGGAUUCUGGACCGCUGCUCCACCAUCCUGUUGAACGGCAAGGAGCAGCCUCUGGACGAAGAGCUGAAGGACGCUUUCCAGAACGCCUACGUUGAGCUGGGAGGCCUCGGAGAGAGAGUGCUGGGUUUCUGCCACUACAGCCUGCCCGACGACCAGUUCCCAGAGGGCUUUGCGUUCGACACCGAGGAGGUGAACUUCCCCACGGAGAACCUGUGCUUCAUCGGCCUCAUGUCCAUGAUCGACCCUCCUCGCGCCGCCGUGCCCGACGCCGUCGGCAAAUGCAGGAGCGCCGGAAUCAAGGUCAUCAUGGUGACAGGCGACCACCCAAUCACAGCCAAGGCCAUCGCUAAGGGCGUGGGCAUCAUCUCCGAAGGCAACGAGACCGUGGAAGACAUCGCGGCCCGCCUGAAUGUACCAGUGUCAGAAGUCAACCCCAGGGACGCCAAGGCCUGCGUGGUCCACGGCGGCGAGCUGAAGGAUAUGACCGCCGAUCAGCUCGACGACAUCCUGAAGUACCACACGGAGAUCGUCUUCGCCAGAACCUCCCCGCAGCAGAAACUCAUCAUCGUGGAGGGCUGCCAGAGACAGGGCGCCAUCGUGGCCGUGACGGGCGACGGCGUGAACGACUCUCCCGCCCUGAAGAAGGCGGACAUCGGCGUCGCCAUGGGCAUCUCUGGGUCCGACGUCUCCAAGCAGGCCGCCGACAUGAUCCUGCUGGACGACAACUUUGCCUCCAUCGUGACCGGAGUGGAAGAAGGCCGUCUGAUCUUCGACAACUUGAAGAAGUCCAUCGCCUACACUCUGACCAGUAACAUCCCCGAGAUCUCCCCCUUCCUCCUCUUCAUCAUCGCCAACAUCCCCCUGCCCCUGGGCACCGUCACCAUCCUCUGCAUCGACCUGGGAACUGACAUGGUGCCCGCCAUCUCCCUGGCUUAUGAAGAAGCCGAGAGCGACAUCAUGAAGCGAAAGCCCAGAAACCCCAAAACGGACAAGCUGGUGAACGAGAGGCUCAUCAGCAUCGCCUACGGACAGAUCGGCAUGAUGCAGGCCACCGCCGGGUUCUUCACAUACUUUGUGAUCCUGGCGGAAAACGGCUUCCUCCCCUACGACCUGCUGGGGAUCAGAAUGCUGUGGGAUGACAAAAUGGUCAACGACCUGGAAGACAGCUACGGGCAGCAGUGGACAUACGAGCGCAGAAAGAUCGUAGAGUUCACGUGUCACACGGCGUUCUUCGCCAGCAUCGUGGUCGUCCAGUGGGCCGACCUGAUCAUCUGCAAGACCAGGAGGAACUCCGUCCUGCAGCAGGGGAUGAAGAACCGUAUCCUCAUCUUCGGACUGUUCGCGGAGACAGCUCUGGCUGCCUUCCUGUCUUACUGUCCGGGCAUGGACAUUGCUCUCAGAAUGUACCCUCUCAAGCCAUGCUGGUGGUUCUGUGCCUUCCCCUACUCCCUCCUCAUCUUCCUGUAUGAUGAAGCCAGAAGAUAUAUCCUCAGACGCAACCCAGGCGGUUGGGUGGAGAAGGAGACAUACUACUGAGUCAACACACAGUCAGUGCUUCAUCGUUAUUUACUGCCAUGUUACAUAUUUGUCUGAUAUGUCAGUCAGACCCCGAAAAAGACACAAAGCAUGGAUGAAAUAAGAAUAUUUUGAUGUAUAUGUCGUUCACAAUAAAACAUUUCCGUACUCCUGUACAUUGAUGCCA
Molecule: messenger RNA, 3484 nt
Organism: Pseudoliparis swirei
Lineage: Eukaryota; Metazoa; Chordata; Actinopteri; Perciformes; Liparidae
Product: sodium/potassium-transporting ATPase subunit alpha-1
Exons: 24
Coding region: 85-3318 (1077 amino acids)
Biological process (GO): intracellular sodium ion homeostasis; potassium ion import across plasma membrane; proton transmembrane transport
Cellular component (GO): membrane
Molecular function (GO): ATP binding; P-type sodium:potassium-exchanging transporter activity; ATP hydrolysis activity
Source: RefSeq, a predicted model, not a curated record